This is a messenger RNA of Chlamydomonas reinhardtii, 816 nucleotides long. RefSeq lists its product as uncharacterized. The coding region runs from base 99 to 521 and encodes 140 amino acids. The record is from RefSeq and is a predicted model, not a curated record. The transcript is spliced from 2 exons. NCBI's taxonomy places the organism in Eukaryota, Viridiplantae, Chlorophyta, Chlorophyceae, Chlamydomonadales, Chlamydomonadaceae.
CAACCCAUCAACUGCAAUACGGUACAUCACCCGCUCCGUCCUCGCUGUUUAAGAAGCCUGAGGAGCAGACGGUGGCAGCAGCCGUGGGCGGUGCGCCGAUGCAGUCUGUUGAUACCUUGCAGGAAGCUCUGGCCGAGCUACACAACAUCCGUGGCAUUGCGGGAAAGCUGCAGGCGGGGUCAGGAGCUGUUGUGAGCAGCUGCAGUGGAGGUGGCGCGUGUGGCGCGGCUGCAGCCGGCGCGGGCGCUAAUCCGCGCUGGCCCAGUCAACCGUCGUCAACCAGGUCCGCCGCGCGGCGUUUCUUAAUCACCUGCAGCGCCUCACCGGCCUGCGCUUCCGCCUGGCGGAGAACACGCAGGGCCACUGGAGUUUGCAAACUGCCGACGUCUGAGCAGCGCUUGGUGGGCCCGCGUACCGCCGUUGGUAGCGUGCGUGGCAAGGGCCGCGGCGGCUAUGGUGCGCCGUGCGCGGUGCGCGACUUGCUUUGGAGGCGCACCACUUGCAUUGCCCGCUAUCGGUAGUUGAGUUGUGCAAUGGCGCGGCAUUGGCUGCAAGGCUGAGACGUGGGCUGAGAGACCGGGAUUGGUGGGGGUGGUGCGUGGGUGCUAGUAAGCACCGUAGUAGUUGCGGCGGCGUGGUGGGGGCGGACUUUCGCUGACUUUAAGCACGGCUGAGAGGCCUGGAGAGGCACGGAGAAGCCUGGAGAGUCUGGGAUGAUGUGACGUACCAGUGUACUGACGCGUAGGUGGGGCGUGUGCCGAAAGUUGGGUAAAAUGGGGGUAGCGUGGGGACGGACGGACUCUUGCUCCCUCGUUG